UCCAUUAACUCAAAAGGACACGCUCUCUUCCCUCUCUCUUUCUAAAAGCUUAAUGGCUUCUUACAUUCCAUAAUCCCAUUCAUUAUUCCUUUCUUCUCUCUCUCAUCAAAUCCAUCAUACAUACAAAGAAAACACACACAGACUUUCCCUCUCUCUCUGUCUUACUAUCCAUUCAUCUCUUAGAGGCAGAGACAUGUACUGUGAGAGAAACAGAGAGAGAGAAACCAUGCCAGUUGUUGACGAGACCACAGGUCUAGAGCAAGUCAAAUGGAGAAGACCCAGAAACCAAUUCCAACACCAACCCAUUUCAGAGAUGGAUCCUCCAACUAGUCCUAACCCACAAAUCCCAUCUAUAAUCCAAUCCAGUAGAUGCAAAUCCACCAUCUCUUCCCUCCUCCUCUCCACUUUUUCCAACACAAACUCCACAAAUGAAGCCACACCCACCAACGCAAACACCAAGAAAAAGAACAACUUUACUUCAGCAACGUUUAGGGGACUUGGGUGUACGGCCUCAGCUUCACAGCAAGUGUCGGUGCCGGCAGUGAUUCGAGGGUCAGCUGACUGGGAAGCUAAGAAGAGCAGGAAGAAGAAGAAGAAGCAAAAGAAGAACUUUAACAACAACAACAGCAACAACAAUGGUAAUAAUAGUAAUGGCAAUAAUGGAGGAGAUGGGCCUAAUAUAAUGAGUUGUGUGGAUGUGCAAGAUGUUUGGUGUGGACCUGGAAUUGGGUUCUCUGCAGAGGAUUGUGUAGUGGCCAGGAGAAAUGGUAAUGGGAGAGGCAAGAUUGAUGGUGAUACUAAAAUCAACCACACCCAUAGGGAGCGUCCAUGUUUAGGAAGGCGAGCAGUGAACCCUGAACCCAUUUCAUUUCUGGACUCUGACUCGGAUUAUGUAUCUUCUCGUCCUGGAUUGGAGGUAUUCGGAACUAGGUACUACCGACAUGCUCGCCAUCCUUCUCCUGAGGGCUUUGCUGAGAUUAUGAUGCUUCAGAAUAGUCUGCUAAUGGGGGGAAGAAUAGACACACACGAUCGAUAUAGAGACUUGAGACUUGAUGUUGAUAGUAUGUCAUAUGAGGAAUUGCUUGAGCUUGGUGAUAGAAUUGGUUAUGUGAGUACUGGAUUGAAAGAAGAGGAAAUAAGCCGCUGCCUCCGGAAUAUUAAGCACUCACUUGUAAAUGAUCUGUCCCCACAUUUUACUAAGCAAGUAGAUAGGAAGUGCAGCAUUUGUCAGGAGGAAUACGAAGGAGAUGAUGAGAUGGGGAAGCUGGAUUGUGGACACAGCUAUCAUUUACAAUGUAUUAAACAGUGGCUUGCACAGAAAAAUUGUUGCCCUGUCUGUAAGACUGAGGUGGUGGCUCGAUGCUGAGACUGGUGGUGGACUUGUCUUGGCUUAUUCAAUGCUGGUGGUUUUGGAUACUGCUUCUCAUUUUACCCCUCCCCUACUUGGUGUAUAGAUUUCAUUUCCUCCAAUACAUGAUCAAGAAUUGAUUCUUUGGUUUGAAGCUUCAAUCCCUAUUUUGCAUGUUUUGAAAUGAUCGGGCUUCUUUGACUAUUAAGCAGUUCCAUAUUAAUUGAAAUUAUCUAGAAUUUAAUGGGGAUCAUUAAAUCAUAUAUAUACAUUACACAUUGUUUUUCUUUGAACA
Messenger RNA from Quercus robur (English oak), 1643 nucleotides. RefSeq lists its product as uncharacterized. Gene Ontology annotation, molecular function: ubiquitin protein ligase activity. The transcript is spliced from 5 exons. Bases 194 to 1366 code for a protein of 390 amino acids. NCBI's taxonomy places the organism in Eukaryota, Viridiplantae, Streptophyta, Magnoliopsida, Fagales, Fagaceae. The record is from RefSeq and is a predicted model, not a curated record.